Molecule: messenger RNA, 3732 nt
Organism: Clarias gariepinus (North African catfish)
Lineage: Eukaryota; Metazoa; Chordata; Actinopteri; Siluriformes; Clariidae
Gene: ctif
Product: CBP80/20-dependent translation initiation factor
Exons: 14
Coding region: 175-2175 (666 amino acids)
Biological process (GO): regulation of translational initiation
Cellular component (GO): cytosol
Molecular function (GO): protein binding; RNA binding; translation activator activity
Source: RefSeq, a predicted model, not a curated record
UGCAGCUUUACACUUUCCCCUCCCUCCCUCUCUCUCUCUCAUUUUCAAUCUCUUUCUCCCUUUCACGUAAUUCCUUUCACGUUUUCCCCAAUGACGCGGCGGAUUUGAGGCAGCACACCAACUCGAGUCACGUUUCCGUCCCGCCCCCUCGUUCCUUCCCUCCCCUCAGUUGCCAUGGAGAGCUCUUCGGUGGCGUCGGCGUCGUCAGAGGCGGGAAGCACGCGCUCACAGGAGAUCGAAGAGCUGGAGCGAUUUAUCGACAGCUACGUGCUCGAGUAUCAAGUGCAGGGACUUCUAAACGACAAGAACGACAAUGAGAACGACAACGCUGACAAGCCGCAGUCCAACAUCUCUCAGUGGACGGAGGACUGCAGUGAUAAAAUAGAUGGCAGCUGGUCGUCCUCACGUGGAAGGGGCUUGUGCAAACUGGACGAGUGGGAACACAGCAGCAACGGAAGCACAGGUUCCAGACCCAGCUCGGGUUCUCGGCCCGGUUCCGGCUCGAGAUCAGGUAGCCAAGGACGCAACAAACAGUUCUGUGCGCCAUCCAAGAAUGGAAACAGAGACGGCUCGUUCGACAUACUGGGGACGGACAUAUGGGCUGCCAACACCAUGGAUUCGCACGGUGGUGCAACAUGGGACCUGCAGCCAGAGAAGCUGGAUUUCUCGCAGUUCCACAGGAAGCAGUACAGAGGAACACCGAAGCACCUCCCACACAUCGACCGCGAGGGGGUGAUGAAGAGUAGAUUUGAAGAUGAUGAUGGAAUUGAUCUGAAUGACAUCGAGAAGUUUCUUCCUGGCCUCCCUAUUUUCCCGCCGUUGCCCAACGAAGCCGAGAUCGCGCACACCAAAAAGCUCUUCCGGCGCCGCCGUAACGACCGCCGAGACGCCGAGUCGCCGCAGGACACGCUGACCGUGCUGCUGCCCUGCGACGGGAAACGCCAAGUGUCCAGGAGACAACAGCGCCCUGGAGGAGGUGGUGGAGGAGGAGUUGGUGGUGGUGGUGGUGGAGGGCCCAAAUCCCACAAUCCUCAGCAGCAACAGCCGCAGCAGCAUCAUCAGCAUCAUCAGCAUCAGCAGGUACCACAACAUUCCCAGCAGCAGCAACAGACAACCAAUCAAACGCACCAGUUCAUUACCGAGCUCCAGUCAGAAGGCUUCAACCCCAAGCACGGACACGGAGGGCGGGGCUACCAGAUCGGGCAGCAGGGCCGCGGGCAUCACCACGGUUACAGCCAGAACCGACGCUGGCACCAGCAGCAGAGACAGCCUGGCCCGAGGAACGCCAAAGACACGGACAACGUGAAGGAGGAGGUGAAGGAAUGUAAGACGGACAACGCCGGAGGAGACGAGAACAAGAACGAUGGGAAGACGGAGAAGGUGGAGGGAGGAAGAGUCAGUCUGCUGCAGUCGUCUAAAGAAAGGCUGAGGAGGAGGCUGAAGGAGAAGGACGACGUUCCCGUGGCGACUCCGGGUCCUCAGCGUAACCGCAUGGACAAGCUGCUGGAGAUCCUGAACAGCAUGAGGAGCAACAGCAGCGGCGUCGAGGAGCAGCUCACGUCCUUCAUGGAGGAGGCGCAGAGCUCGGCGCAGUCCGGGGAGACGCUCGUCGAGAUCGUGCACACCAUCUACGGCAAGGCCGUCCGCGACCGAGGCUUCGCCGCCACGGCCGCCAAGCUCUGCUACAAGAUGGCGCUCUUCAUGGUGGAGGGCACCAAAUUCCGCUCGCUGCUCCUCAACAUGUUACAGAGGGACUUCACGCGGCGUGAGGAGCUGCAGCAGUCAGAUGUGGAGAGCUGGCUGGGCUUCAUCACCUUCCUGUGUGAGGUCUUCAGCACCAUGAGGAGCAACACAGGAGAGCCGUUCAGGGUGCUCGUGUGCCCCAUCUACACCUGCUUACGAGAGCUGCUGGAGUCGGCGGAGGUGAAGGAAGACGCCGUGCUCUGCUGCUCGAUGGAGCUGCACAGCACAGGAUGGCUGUUGGAGGAGCAGUUGCCGGAGAUGAUGAUGGAGCUGUUAGCCGCAGUGAGGGACAAGAUGCUGAGUCCAUCCGAGUCUCCGCUCACGCGCUCGCUGCUCAUGGAGGUCAUCGAGCUGCACGCUCAUCAGUGGAGCCCCCUGGAGGCCGUCACCACGCAGUACUACAACAGAACCAUCCAGAAACUCACCGCAUGACCCAUACACACAUGUAUAUAGACACACCGGUGGAACAAAAGGGAGACCCUCAUCCCACAGUGCUCCAUGAGAAACUGACCGCAUGACCCUCAUACUUACACAAACCCACACGCACAUGAACAAACAGGUGGAGCCCCCUGGAGGCCAUCGCCACUUAGUGCUACAAGAGAUAGUGUGGUAAAAGUAACACUUAUUCAUGUGUAAGAAGGCAAGGUCUGCUUCAUGGGAUGGAUGGAUGGAUGGAUGGAUGGAUGGAUGGCAACUCGGUAGAUAAGUGGAUGGAUAAAAAAUUAAAUGGGUAACCAUUUUGAUGAAUGGAUGGAUGUAAAGAAAGACUGAUAAAUGGAUUAAUAAUUUGAGUGUAUGAAUGAGUGCAUGGAUGGAUGGAUGAAUUAGGUAAUGGAUUAAUUAUUUGAGUAUAAAAAUAAGGGCAUACCUGGAUUGAUGGAUGGAUGGAUGGAUGGAUGGAUGAAUGGAUGGAUGGAUGAGUGCAUGAAUGACUAAAUUAAUGGGAAGAUGGAUGGAUAAAUGGGUUAAAGAUUUAAGUGGAAGGUUCAUGAUUGGAUUAAUGGGUUAAUUAUUUGAAUUUAAGAAUAAGUGCAUACAUGGACGGAUGUGUAACUGAAUGGAUGAGUGGAUGAAUUAAUAAAUGGGAAAAUAGAUGGAUAGAUGAAUGACUGGACGGAUAGAUAGAAUUUGUAUAGACAAAUGGAUAAAUCCGAUAUUUAUAUAUUACUCAAACAUUGUGUGUGUGUGUGUGUGUAUGAGUGGAUAGAGGGAUGGGUGAAUGAAUAAACGAAUGGCUAAUCUGACGGAUAGAUUAGUCAACAUAUGCAUAAUUAGGUGGAUAGAGUGAAGACUGGAUGGAUGGAUGGAUGGAUGGAUGGAUGGAUAAGUGGGUGACCAAUUGUAUGACGGUAUAAAUGGCUGUGUGUAAUGAUGGAGAAACGGACGGGGCGUACGGAUAAGUCUAAUAACAUUGACGUGUAAUUGGAUGGAUGGUGGCGAUGGAAAGCAGUUGGAUAGUGCAGCUGUGACUGGGCCCUGUCCUAGGGUUCAGAGGUUAAAGGUUAACUCUAUGCAGAUCAGAGGGAAUAUGUAUGCGCUCGUCGUUCCGCAGCCGCAUGUUAAUGAUGCGCUUUCAGACAUGAAGCCAGACUGCUGUUCCAUUAGUAAACAUGCUACAUGCAUAAACAUAAGUAGCAUUGUCAGGAGCCAUGAAGAAAUAAACACACAGAAAUACGUACAUGUAAACACAUGAAGGAGCCAAUGAGCGCGCUACCUGUAUAAAGAGAGAUUUUAGCGCUAACACACAGGGGAGAGCGAUGCAAUUUUUCGCUUUCUUUUGUGCCAACCAUCCAGCCUUUCUCUCUGUCCUCAUCCCUCUCUCCAUCCCCCUCUCCAGACCUGUGUGUGUGUGAUUGUUUGGCGAAUCAUGUCCCCGGAGCACGCUGUCGCCCAUCAGCGCUGUCUAGCCGAGGUCAAGCAGACAGACUGCAGAGGGCUUAGCCUGCUUUUGUCUCUGCAGCGUGCGCACACACACACACACACACACAC